AUGGCUUCCACUAGCAACAUUAUUCUAUUUUCAAAUUUCAUUGGCUCAAAUGUGUUGUUCUCAUUUCCAAAUGCUAAAACAAACAUAAUCACAAGAAACAAAUUCAUAAUCCCAAAAUCAAGUGUUUUGAAAGAUUUGAAUUCUCAGUCAAAAGCCAUUCUUGCAGCUAGACGCGAACUCAAGGAAAUAAGCAAAGAUGAGAUAGCAGAUGCUUUAGAAAGAAUCAUUGCUGGGCCUGAAAAGAAAAAUGUUGUUGUUUCAGAAGAGAAAAAGAGGCUUGUCGCCUAUCAUGAAGCUGGGAAUGCACUAGUUGGUGCAUUGAUGCCCGAGUAUGACCCUGUAGCCAAGAUAUCCAUCAUUCCUCGUGGUCAAGCCGGUGGUCUGACAUUUUUUGCACCAAGCGAAGAACGUCUCGAGUCUGGUUUGUACAGUAGAAGCUACCUUGAAAACCAAAUGGCGGUUGCACUUGGUGGAAGGGUUGCUGAAGAGGUUAUUUUUGGGGGUGAAAAUGUUACAACAGGCGCAUCUAAUGACUUUAUGCAAGUUUCCCGGGUGGCAAGGCAGAUGGUAGAGAGGUUAGGAUUCAGCAAGAAAAUUGGCCAAGUUGCUAUAGGUGGAGGCGGUGGAAAUCCUUUCUUAGGCCAACAGAUGUCAUCUCAAAAGGAUUACUCAAUGGCAACGGCCGAUAUAGUCGAUGCUGAGGUGAGGGAGCUAGUAGAAAAGGCAUACGACAGAGCUACACAGAUCAUUACUACACAUAUUGACAUCUUACACAAACUCGCUCAACUUCUUAUCGAGAAAGAGACCGUAGACGGGGAAGAAUUUAUGAGCCUCUUCAUUGAUGGCAAGGCGGAACUUUAUCUUGCAUAGGUUCAAAAUUCAUGCAUGUAAAAAAAUUAAAUCAAACAUUUUAUAGCAUACGAUGGAUAGGAAGAUAUAUUGCCAUAGUUUGUAACUGUAAUACGUUGGAUUUGUUGGACGAGGUGUGUCUGGUGUGACCAAAGAGAGACCAACUUUGAAUACUUUAGAUUUUCCAUGGGGACAUAAAUGGACUAAACAAAAUUGAGAAA
Erigeron canadensis is the source of this 1070-nucleotide messenger RNA. Its product is annotated as ATP-dependent zinc metalloprotease FTSH 1, chloroplastic-like. The record is from RefSeq and is a predicted model, not a curated record. Lineage: Eukaryota; Viridiplantae; Streptophyta; Magnoliopsida; Asterales; Asteraceae. The transcript has 5 exons. Gene Ontology annotation, cellular component: chloroplast thylakoid. Gene Ontology annotation, biological process: proteolysis. The coding region runs from base 1 to 870 and encodes 289 amino acids. Gene Ontology annotation, molecular function: ATP-dependent peptidase activity; ATP binding; metalloendopeptidase activity.